AUGAGUGUUCUUGAAUACCCAGAUGCGAUUAACGCGCCGGAGCUUCAGGUCUGGAACAACGCCGCCUUCGACGACAACGAAGGUUCUGGAUUCUCCGCCGUCAAACCCUCCUGGUCUUUCGAGUCCGACUGCAGCAAGGAGAAUCUGAGCCCGGUUCCGAAGACCCCGACUUUCGCGGCGUCUAAUUCGGUGCCGUUCAAGCCGCUGAACGGUGCCUCGCGGCGGUUGUCGGUGGCGCCGAGGAAGAUGGGGUUUGAGGUUGAAGACUUGGGGAAGAUCGAUUCGGAGAUUGAGGAGAUCGAGAAGGAGAUAAGCCGAUUGAAUUCGAAGCUUGAGUUGCUGAAGCUCGAGAAGGCCCAGAAGGCGGCGGAGCGGCGCGGCAGAGUGGUGGCUGCGAAGUUCAUGGAGCCGCCGGCGGCGAAGCAGAGUGUGAAGAAUUCCGAUGGGUUGAGAAAGAUUGAGGAGUCUUUGAAUUUGAGCGCCAGGCCGAAGGUGAAUCGGAGAGGUAUGAGUUUGGGGCCGUCGGAGAUUAUCGCCGGAGCAGCGUUCCGGCGGCCGGGUAAGCUUGAGAUAACCCCUGGUCAGAAAAUACAGGACCGCCGGAAGUCUUGCUUCUGGAAGCUUCAGGACAUUGAUGAACUGAGGGUUACUAAAGAGAGGGGGAAGAGCAGUAGUCUUAGCCCGAAAUCGAGGAAAACUGCGUCGAAAACCGGGGUUUCGAAACAGGCUGCAACUACAAUUGGGGGUUCUAAGAGGCCGGUGAAGAUGGUAGACAAGGUUCUUGCUUCAAUUGAGCCCAAGAAGCUUUUUAAAGAAGGGGAGAAGUCUGUGCCUAAUAAGAAAUCAGUCAAGGCUGGGAGGGUUGUGGCAAGCAGGUACAAUCAGAUUGGGAGCUCUUCAGUUGCGGCGGCAGAUGGUAGGAAAAGGUCUUUGCCGGAUGAUGAUAAGGAAGAUGGGAACCGGUGUGAGAAGAAGCGCGUGUCAUUGGUGGGGAAGCCGCGUGGCAUUGGGAGGGAGGGAUCUAGGAGCGUUGGAGCAGAGAGUAGGAUGAAGAAGAGGUGGGAGAUUCCUAGUGAGGUGGUGGUGUUCCAGGGUGUGGAGGAGGAUGGUGUUGCUGCAAUUGAUGUUCUGCCGAAGAUUAGGACUGUUAGAUGUGUUAAUGACACGCCAAGGGGGUCAGGGCCGGCGAAAAGGGCGGCUGAAUUGGUUGGGAUGAAGAAGUAUUUUAGCAACAGUGAUGAGUUCUGCCAGGAGUUGAGUUUUGCAGAAGAGGAGGAUGGUGAGGAAGAAUGAGUUGGAUCAUGGAGGAUUUGGUAAGUACCAAACCCCCUGCAUUUCAUAUUGGUAAUUUUGGUUAUGAAAUUUUAGUAUUGAGGAGCCAUAAUUCUUGUUAUGGAGUAAGCACGCUUAUUUGUGUCUGUUGAUGG
This is a messenger RNA of Fragaria vesca subsp. vesca, 1427 nucleotides long. RefSeq lists its product as uncharacterized. The coding region runs from base 1 to 1293 and encodes 430 amino acids. Lineage: Eukaryota; Viridiplantae; Streptophyta; Magnoliopsida; Rosales; Rosaceae. The transcript has a single exon. The record is from RefSeq and is a predicted model, not a curated record.